AUGUUCAAAUUGGGAAGCAAGAAGGACGUCAAUACCGAGUACAAGUGCACCAUACGCCUGCUAGACGACAGCGAAGUGUUGCAGUGUGAUUUUCAGCAUCUCUGCAAAGGUCAAUACAUACUUGACUAUGUGUGCAACGCCCUGAACCUUUUGGAGAAGGACUACUUUGGCCUCAGAUAUGUCGAUAGUCACAAGCAGCGGCACUGGCUGGACCUUACAAAGCCGGUCAUCAAGCAGGUGAAAGGUAUGAAUCCCAUCGUCUUCUGCUUCCGUGUCAAGUUCUAUCCUCAAGACCCCUUCCGGCUCAAGGAAGAAAUAACGAGGUACCAGAUUUUUCUUCAGCUGAGAAGAGAUCUGCUUCAUGGACGCCUCUAUUGCCCUCCAAAUGACUCUGCUUUGCUUGCCGCAUUGAUCAUUCAAUCUGAACUUGGAGAUUAUGACAGUGAGGAGCAUGGAGACAAUUAUGUCUCGGAGUUCAAGCUUCUUUUGAAACAGACUCCUCGUCUGGAGGAGAAGAUUGCCGAGAUUCACCAGCAGCAGCUCAGGGGCCAAGUACCAGCCGUGUCGGAGGCCAACUUCUUACGCAAGGCCUGUCUCCUCGACACGUACGGUGUGGACCCUCAUCCUGUCAAGAGUCAGGCCCAUGCAGGCUUUCAGAUGGUAAAGAAUUCAAAAUGUUACACGCUGAUCUGA
Molecule: messenger RNA, 693 nt
Organism: Rhipicephalus sanguineus (brown dog tick)
Lineage: Eukaryota; Metazoa; Arthropoda; Arachnida; Ixodida; Ixodidae
Product: FERM domain-containing protein 5-like
Exons: 8
Coding region: 1-693 (230 amino acids)
Cellular component (GO): cytoskeleton
Molecular function (GO): cytoskeletal protein binding
Source: RefSeq, a predicted model, not a curated record